AUGGCUACCAAUGGCUGGUGUGGUUUAGGCCCUUUGCUGUUUCGUAAGAAGUCUUAUAACCUCGAGACAAUGAAGAGCCCUUCUUACGUGUUCCCGAAGACGUACACAAAUAAAUCAAAGCUAUCCAGACUUGCUAAAGGUAGGAAGUCAUCGAAGCGCAAAGACAAUUUUUCUCAAGUCAUGGAGCUCCGCAGGAAAAUCUUGAUUCUUAGAGACAUCAUCGACUUGCCUCCUUUACAACUCUCUUCUUCUAUAAAUGAGCUGGUGGUCGGAACCAUGGAAGACCUUCAAAAGCUCUACCCCGAACUCAUAUCGGACAUCCAAUAUUCCGAAAUGGAUGCCACACGUAUCGAACAGAGUCUCUCCUACUUCUGCACUGCGCUGAAAUCGAUCGGAGAAUCUUGGAUGCUGAACCAUGAUUGGAAGGACAAACCAAAAUAUAAUUUGCCAUCAUAUAAGGAAAACUCGAGCUUCACUGAAAUUGUUGAAUCUGUGUUGGCUAUCAUUGAUUGCAUCAUUAAUAUGGCAAACGAAAGGUUUGAUAUGAUGGACGAAUACGUUAACUCGAAGAGCUCCUCGUAUUCACGAACUAGUUCCUUUGGUAAGAGCUCGAUCUCAACAGAUUCCUGCUCUGAAACCAAUAGCCCUUGCUGUUCUUCUCCUGAAACUCCCACGUCCGUUCUUGCAAAUUUUCGCAACAGCGAAAGAAAGUUAUCUGGAAUGGAGAAAGUGUCGUGUAAUUCUCCCAUUUUGUGGUCUCUUAGAGUGAAAUCUAUGGAAAUGUUGAACCCCUUUGAUGUCAAGCGAGUUUUGCUCCCCACGUUGUCUCACUGUGGUGUUAAUGUCCGCCCUGCCCCAAAGGGACAAGCUCAGCUCAGCUCUGAAAAGACUGAUGCUGGUGAUGGAGGUGAAGCUAGCCAAAAGGGUAGUCCUGAGAGAGCUAAUGAUGUUGAUUUUCAAGAACUUCCUGCAUCAAAACUGUCACCACCGGGACCUCCUCUGCCUCCUCCAUCGCCACCACCUUCACCACCACCACCACCACCACCACCACCACCACCAAUGGUGCAACAAAAUGCAGUAUUGGCUCAUUCUUUACAACUACCUCCACCACCACCAUUGCCUCGGAUCAAGGUACUGCCUGCUGCAGCCGUGCCUAUUGCACCUAUUGCGCCUGCGCCGCCUACACCACUGUCAAAGGUAAUAAAAAAGGCGAUUAAAGUCGCAGUACAACCACCACCACCACCACCACCACCACCACCAUCAAACCUUGUACCGUCACCUCCUCCAAUACCUCAAGGCAAUGGGUUUGCUCCACCGCCACCUCCUCCAGGUGGGGCAAUUCGAUCAUUGCGCCCCAAGAAAGCCACUACUAAACUGAAGAGAUCCCAUCAAUUGGGAAGUCUGUACCGGAAACUCAAAGGGAAGGUGGAAGGAUCCAAUCAAAAUCUUACAUCGUUUAAUGGAAGAAAAGGCGGCGUUGGGAGCAGCUCCGGAGGAAAACAGGGGAUGGCUGAUGCCUUGGCAGAGAUGACAAAACGAUCAGCCUACUUUCAGCAAAUUGAAGAAGACGUUAAAAAACACGCAAUGCCAAUCACAGAGCUUAUAACUUCCAUUUCAGCUUUCCAGUCACCGGACAUGAACGAGCUACUCGUUUUCCUCAAGAAAGUGGAAUCUGUAUUGGAGAAUUUAACCGAUGAAUCACAGGUUCUAGCAAGAUUUGAAGGAUUUCCCACAAAAAAGUUGGAAGCUUUAAGGACUGCAGCAGCGUUAUACUUAAAGCUAGAUGCAAUGCUCUCUCAGUUACAGAAUUGGAACAUUGUUUCUCCCAUGGGACAACUUCUGGACCGAGUUGAAAGCUACUUCAACAAGAUCAAAGGAGAAGUCGAUGCACUCGAGCGAACGAAGGACGAUGAAUCAAAGAGAUUCCAGAGUCACCGCAUUCAUUUUGAUUUCAACGUGUUAAUACGGAUCAAGGAAUCAAUGGUGGACGUGUCUUCCAGCUGCAUGGAAUUAGCUCUAAAGGAAAAGAGAGAGUUGAAGCAGGCAGCAGCAGAGACAACACGAAACGGAGUCCGAUCCGAAAACUCAAACAAGGGAUGUCCUAAGAUGCUAUGGAGGGCAUUUCAAUUGGCAUACCGAGUUUACACGUUCGCCGGUGGACACGACGAACGCGCCGAUAGGCUGACCCGAGAAUUGGCUCUAGAAAUAGAGAGUGAAUCUGAGGACCUAUGAUUCUAUCCUGUUUGUUUUGAAGUUGUGUUUUCAUGUGUUUUCUCCUUUUUUUUAGCAGGAAAAACAAAAAAAAAA
Messenger RNA from Cucurbita moschata (crookneck pumpkin), 2307 nucleotides. RefSeq lists its product as uncharacterized. Gene Ontology annotation, cellular component: chloroplast outer membrane. The transcript is spliced from 9 exons. The record is from RefSeq and is a predicted model, not a curated record. Gene Ontology annotation, biological process: chloroplast organization. The coding region runs from base 1 to 2232 and encodes 743 amino acids. Lineage: Eukaryota; Viridiplantae; Streptophyta; Magnoliopsida; Cucurbitales; Cucurbitaceae.